Perognathus longimembris pacificus (Pacific pocket mouse) is the source of this 4248-nucleotide messenger RNA. It is a transcript of the gene Mtr, whose product is annotated as 5-methyltetrahydrofolate-homocysteine methyltransferase. Lineage: Eukaryota; Metazoa; Chordata; Mammalia; Rodentia; Heteromyidae. Gene Ontology annotation, biological process: pteridine-containing compound metabolic process. The record is from RefSeq and is a predicted model, not a curated record. Gene Ontology annotation, molecular function: cobalamin binding; zinc ion binding; methionine synthase activity.
CGACCCCGGAGAUGGGCUCCGGCGACCUGUCCCCCGCGCUGUCGCCACCCGGCGCGAUGGAGCAAGCCCGGGGGGACGACGUCGAAGCCAUUCUUCGCAAGAGGAUUAUGGUGCUGGAUGGAGGCAUGGGGACCAUGAUCCAGCGGUACAAGCUAAGUGAAGAAAGCUUCCAGGGUCAGGAGUUUAAAGACCACGCCAGACCCCUGAAAGGCAACAAUGACAUUUUAAGUAUAACUCGACCCGAUGUCAUUUACCAAAUCCAUAAGGAGUACUUGCUGGCUGGAGCAGACAUCAUUGAAACAAAUACCUUCAGCAGCACGAGCAUUGCCCAAGCUGACUACGGCCUGGAGCACUUGGCCUACCGGAUGAACAAAUGCUCCGCACGCGUGGCCAGGAAAGCCGCAGAGGAGAUAACACUGCAGACAGGUAUCAAGAGGUUUGUGGCAGGAGCUUUGGGUCCAACUAAUAAGACCCUCUCCGUGUCUCCAUCUGUGGAAAGACCAGAUUAUAGGAACGUCACAUUUGACGAGCUUGUCGAAGCGUACCAGGAGCAGGCCAGAGGACUUCUGGAUGGUGGGGUUGACAUCCUGCUUGUUGAAACGAUUUUCGAUACCGCCAAUGCCAAGGCAGCUUUGUUUGCACUCCAGAAUCUUUUUGAAGAGAAUUAUGCUCCCCGGCCUAUUUUUAUUUCAGGCACAAUUGUUGAUAAGAGUGGGCGUACUCUUUCUGGACAGACAGGAGAGGCCUUUGUCAUCAGCGUGUCUCAUGCAGACCCACUGUGCAUUGGAUUAAAUUGUGCUCUGGGUGCAACUGAAAUGAGACCUUUCAUUGAAACCAUUGGAAAAUGUACCACAGCCUACGUCCUCUGUUACCCCAACGCAGGUCUUCCCAACACGUUCGGUGACUAUGAUGAAACACCUUCCAUCAUGGCCAAGCACCUGAAGGACUUCGCUGUAGACGGCCUGGUCAACGUGGUUGGGGGGUGCUGUGGGUCAACGCCAGAUCAUAUCAGGGAAAUUGCGGAAGCUGUGAAGCACUGUAAGCCUCGGGUCCCCCCUGCUGCAGUGUUUGAGGGACAUAUGUUACUGGCUGGUCUAGAACCCUUCAGGAUUGGACCCUACACCAAUUUCGUUAACAUUGGCGAGCGCUGUAACGUGGCAGGAUCCAGGAAGUUCGCUAAACUCAUCAUGGCAGGAAACUAUGAAGAAGCCCUGAGCGUUGCCAAGCUGCAGGUGGAAAUGGGAGCCCAGGUGCUGGACAUCAACAUGGACGACGGCAUGCUGGACGGGCCGAGUGCGAUGACCAGAUUCUGCAACUUCAUCGCUUCUGAGCCCGACAUCGCCAAGGUCCCCUUGUGCAUUGACUCAUCCAAUUUUGGGGUGAUUGAAGCAGGACUGAAGUGCUGCCAAGGGAAGUGCAUCGUCAACAGCAUUAGUCUCAAGGAGGGAGAGGAAGACUUCCUGGAGAAGGCCAGGAAGAUUAAGAAGUUUGGAGCUGCCGUGGUGAUCAUGGCUUUUGAUGAAGAAGGACAGGCAACUGAAACAGACAUCAAAAUUAAUGUGUGUACCCGAGCCUACCAUCUCCUUGUGCAGAAACUGGACUUCAAUCCAAAUGACAUCAUCUUUGACCCCAACAUCCUUACCAUUGGCACGGGGAUGGAGGAGCACAACCUGUAUGCUGUCAAUUUCACAGCCACGAGGGUCAUCAAAGAAACUUUACCCGGCGCGAGAAUAAGUGGAGGUCUUUCCAACUUGUCCUUCUCCUUCCGAGGCAUGGACGCCAUCCGAGAGGCCAUGCAUAGCGUCUUCCUUUACCACGCCAUCAAGUGUGGUAUGGACAUGGGCAUCGUGAAUGCCGGCAACCUCCCGGUGUACGAUGACAUCCACAAGGAGCUGCUCCAGCUCUGUGAAGACCUCAUCUGGAACCAAGACCCCGAGGCCACCGAGAAGCUCCUGCGCUACGCCCAGACUCACGGCAAAGGAGGGAAGAAAGUCAUCCAGACGGACGAGUGGAGGAGCGGCCCUGUGGAGGAGCGCCUGGAGUACGCGCUCGUGAAGGGCAUUGAGAAGCAUAUUAUCGAGGACACCGAGGAGGCCAGGCUGAGCCAGGACAAAUACCCCCGGCCUCUGAAUAUCAUCGAAGGGCCCCUGAUGAACGGCAUGAAAGUUGUGGGUGAUCUUUUUGGAGCCGGAAAAAUGUUUCUACCUCAGGUCAUCAAGUCGGCUCGGGUGAUGAAGAAGGCCGUGGGCCACCUCAUCCCCUUCAUGGAGAAAGAGCGAGAAGAAAGCAGAGCGCUCAAUGGCACUGUGGAGGAAGAGGACCCCUACCAAGGCACCAUCGUGCUGGCCACCGUGAAGGGGGACGUCCACGACAUCGGCAAGAACAUAGUGGGCGUGGUCCUGGGCUGCAAUAACUUCAGAGUUAUUGAUUUAGGCGUCAUGACUCCCUGCGACAAGAUCCUGAAAGCUGCCCUUGACCACAAAGCAGACAUAAUCGGCCUCUCAGGCCUCAUCACUCCUUCCUUGGAUGAGAUGAUUUUUGUGGCCAAGGAGAUGGAGAGGCUAGCGAUCAAGAUCCCGCUGUUGAUCGGCGGCGCCACCACAUCAAGAACCCACACUGCAGUGAAAAUAGCCCCCCGGUACAGCGCACCUGUGAUCCACGUCCUGGAUGCGUCCAAGAGUGUGGUGGUGUGUUCUCAGCUGUUAGAUGAAAAUCUGAAGGAUGAGUACUUUGAGGAAAUCAUGGAAGAAUAUGAAGACAUUAGACAGGACCAUUAUGAAUCUCUCAAGGAGAGGAAAUACUUACCAUUGAGUCAAGCCAGAAAAAAUGGCUUCCACAUCGACUGGCUGUCGGAGCCUCACCCAGUGAAGCCCACCUUCCUUGGCACCCGGGUCUUCGAGGACUACGACCUGCGGAAGCUGGUGGACUACAUCGACUGGAAGCCUUUCUUUGAUGUGUGGCAGCUCCGGGGCAAGUACCCCAACCGAGGCUUCCCCAAGAUAUUUCAGGACAAGACAGUGGGCGAGGAGGCCAGGAAGGUGUACGACGACGCCCGGGCCAUGCUGGACGUCCUGAUCGCCGGGCGGAAGCUGCAGGCCCGCGGCGUGGUGGGCUUCUGGCCCGCGCAGAGCGCGCAGGACGACAUCCACCUGUACGCCGAGGGGGCGGAGCCCCGCGCCUCGGAGCCCGUCGCCACCUUCCACGGCCUGCGGCAGCAGGCCGAGAAGGACCCCGCGGGCGCGGACCCGUACCUCUGCCUGUCCGACUUCGUGGCGCCGCUGCACUCGGGCGUGCCCGACUACCUGGGGCUGUUCGCCGUGGCGUGCUUCGGCGUGGAGGAGCUGAGCAAGGCCCACGAGGAGCAGGGCGACGACUACUGCAGCAUCAUGGUCAAGGCGCUGGGGGACCGGCUGGCCGAGGCCUUCGCCGAGGAGCUGCACGCGCGAGUGCGGCGGGAGCUGUGGGGCUACGGCAGCGGCGAGCAGCUGGGCCCCGCCGACCUGCGCCGGCUCCGCUUCCGCGGCAUCCGGCCCGCGCCCGGCUACCCCAGCCAGCCCGACCACACGGAGAAGCUCACCAUGUGGCGCCUGGCCGGCGUCGAGCAGGCCACGGGCAUUCGGCUGACCGAGUCCCUGGCCAUGGCCCCCGCCGCCGCCGUGUCCGGCCUCUACUUCUCCAGCCCGCACUCCAAGUACUUCUCCGUGGGGAAGAUCUCCAAGGACCAGAUCGCGGAUUACGCGCGGAGGAAGAGCAUGCCCGAGGCCGAGGCGGAGCGCUGGCUGGGGCCCAUUUUGGGAUACGACGUGGACUAACUGCCUCUCGCCUUCCUGCUCGCUGGCCUCAGGAGGCUGGGCCCCCGAGGGCCUCAGGAAGGGCAGCGAGGAACUGGGCCAUCCCGCCCGGCCGCACCCCGGCUUCCGCUGGGGGGGGGCCUGCGGGCGCUGGUUGGGCGGGGCUACCUCCCCCCCCUUCCACUUCCAGUGGAGGAGGGAGGAGUGGGGGCUCCCUGGAGACGGGUCUGCAUUUCAAAGCGGCUCAGCUAGCUGUGUUCCACUGUUGCCUUGGACCUAGAUGGGCACCCCCCAAAGAACCCCGAAACUCCGUUGUGCAGAGAAAGGUGUAGAAAACUGUGGAAAGGCGCCACUGUGAGAAAUGGGGCAUUCCCAUCCAAAUGGUUCCCAUAGCACACUCUUGACAGGGAAGAAAGCAUCCCCCCCCCCUCUCUCUUUUUCUCUCCCUCCCUCACUC